ACGGUAUAAAAGGCGGAAACGCACGAAAAGAGCCGAGAAGAGGCCAACAUGUCACUUAAGGUGCUCGUCAUCCUGUCCCUGAUCGCCGCGGCGGCGUGCAGCCCCACUUUGUUGCCAGUGGGGGGCUCCUGAAGGGGGCCUCGGCUUGGGGGACACGGCGGGGGCAGUGUUCGGGGCAAUGGUAACACCGGAGUCAGCGUAGGGAUCGGGGGCGGACUCCACGGCAUCUUAAAUGGCGUGUUCGGCGUAAUUAAAGGCGUCGCCAACAAGGCUAUCGGCGCUGUUGAGGCCGUUGCUAAUGCUGUGAUCGGCAGCCUUGUCGAUGUCUUCAGUGUUUUGCUCAACAUGUGCCUGGUGCUGCAAGUGACCCUCAACAACCUGGUGGCCGGUCUCGGCUCCCUCUUCAUCAGGCUCGUCGCUGUCAUCCUCAAGAUCGCCAUCUGCGUCCUUGGACUCCCAGGUGACCGCGGCGUGUGCGCUCGAGGAUGGAACGCCAAGGUCGGCGUCAGCGGAGAACUGUCCGCCGGUGCGUCCGCGCAGGCGUACAUCAACCACUUCGGCGUCGGCGAUGCGCAGGCGCAGCUCAACGCGUACAUCAACACCCUGUCUGGAGGAAAAGGACUUCAGUCCCUGUCCAACAGAGGCUCCAUCUACAUCGUCCUCAACCAAGUCAACUCUCUUUGUGGUUUCGUCGCUAACUACAAGCAAAUCUCCAAACAGACCGUGUCCGAGACUUUUAUCAUCAUGACCACUGUCUCCGCUUCUAUCAGUAACUCUCGUCAGAGAAACACUGGUAUCGAAAUCAUCAAUAACCUCGUCCCCAAGUGCGGCAAAUACCUCAAAGGAGCCGGAUAUCCAGAUAUCACCGGAAAAAUGACUAUCAUCCAACAAACUUGCAACAGUGCCAACGGAGACAACGUUAACUGGGACGGAAACAACAAUAACAAUGGAAACAACAAUGGCGGCAACACCGGAGGCAACACCGGAGGCAACACCGGAGGCAACACCGGAGGCAACACCGGAGGCAACACCGGAGGCAACACCGGAGGCAACAACGGAGGAAACACUGGCGUUUCAGUGGGCGUCAAUCUCGGUCUUGGAGGAAUCCUCAACGGAGUGUUCAAGGUUAUCAAUGGCGUCGCCAAAACCGCUCUCACUGCUCUGGAUGCCGUCGUCAGCAUUGUAAUUCGUACCUUGAAGGAUGUCUUCGAUGUCGUUGGAAACUUGAUCCUGGUCCUCCAGGUGACCCUCAACAACUUGGUGUCUGGUCUCGGCUCCCUCUUCGUCCGUCUGGUCGCCUGCAUCAUUAAGAUCGCCGUCUGCGUCCUUGGACUCCCAGGAGACCGCGGAGUGUGUGCCAGAGGCUGGAACGCUCGCUACGGCGUCAACGGAGAACUCUCCACCGGCGCCACCGCAGAAGCCUACAUCAAACUCUUCAGACUCCUCGACGCUAAGGCCGAGCUCGACGGAUACAUCAGAAUCAUUUCUGGAGGCAAAGGAAUUCAGUCUCUAUCUAAGAAGGGCUCCAUCUACAUCGUCCUCAACCAAGUCAAUACUCUUUGCGGUUACAUCACCAACUACAAGCAGAUAUCCAAAGAGACCGUGACCAAAACUUUCCUUAUCAUGACCACCGUAUCUGCUUCCAUCAGUAACUCUCGCAAGUCUAACUCUGGAACCGAAGUUAUCGAAAAUCUUGUCAACAAGUGCGGCCCAUACUUCACGAAAAAUGGAUACCCAGACAUCACCGUCCAAGUGACCGUUAUCAAAAAAACAUGCAAUGGAGCCAAUAACGAUAAUGUAGACUGGAAUGGCAAUGGUAACAACGGAGGUAGCACUGGAGGCAACACAGGAGGCAAUACCGGAGGCAACAACGGAGAUAAUAAGGGUGACAACAACGGAGGAAAUACCGAAGACAACAAGGGUGAUAACAAGGGAGACAACAACGGUGGUAACACCGGAGACAACAAGGGAGACAACAACGGUGGUAACACCGGAGACAACAAGGGAGACAACAACGGUGAUAAUACCGGAGACAACAAGGGUGAUAACAACGGUGAAAACACCGGAGACAACAACAGUGGAAACACCGGAGACAACAAGGGAGACAACAACGGUGGAAACACCGGAGAUAACAACGGUGGUAACACCGGGGACAACAAGGGAGACAACAACAGUGGUAACACCGGAGACAACAAGGGAGACAACAACGGUGGUAACACCGAUGACAACAAGGGAGACAACAACAGUGGUAACAACGGAGACAACAAGGGAGAUAACAACGGUGGUAACACCGGUGACAACAAGGGAGACAACAACGGUGGUAACACCGGAGACAACAAGGGAGACAACAACGGCGGUAACACCGGGUAUGACAAGGGAGAUAACAACGGUGGUAACACCGGAGAUAACAAGGGAGACAACAACGGUGGUAACAACGGAGACAACAAGGGAGAUAACAACGGUGGUAACACCGGCGACAACAAGGGAGACAACAAUGGUGGUAACACCGAAGACAACAAGGGAGACAACAACGGCGGUAACACCGGGGACAACAAGGGAGAUAACAACGGUGGAAAUUCCGGAGACAAUAAAGGAGACAACAAGGGAGAUAAUAAUGGAGGCAACACUGGAGGCAACACUGGUGUUUCUGUGGGUGUUAAGCUUGAUCUUGGAGGAAUCCUCAACGGAGUCUUCAAAGUCAUUAAUGGCGUCGCCAAAACCGCUCUCACUGCGCUGGAGGCUGUCGUCAGCAUUGUUAUCCGUACCCUGAAGGAUGUCUUCGACGUCGUUGGCAACUUGAUCCUGGUGCUCCAAGUGACCCUCAACAACUUGGUGUCUGGUCUCGGCUCCCUCUUCGUUCGUCUGGUCGCUUGCAUCGUCAAGAUUGCAGUCUGCGUUCUUGGACUCCCAGGAGACCGUGGCGUAUGCGCUAAAGGCUGGAAUGCCCGUUUCGGUGUGAAAGGAGAACUUACCACUGGCGCCACCACGGAUGCUUAUAUCAAACUCUUCGGACUAAUCAACGCUCAAGCUGAGCUCGAUGGAUACAUCAAGAUCAUUUCUGGAGGAAAGGGUCUCCAGUCCCUAUCUAAGAAGGGCUCUAUCUACAUCGUCCUCAACCAAGUCAACACCCUUUGCGGUUACAUCACCAAUUACAAACAGAUCUCCAAAGAGACCGUGACCCAAACUUUCGUCAUCUUGACCACCGUCUCUGCUUCCAUCAGUAACUCUCGCAAGACGAACUCUGGAACUGAGGUGAUCGAAAACCUUAUCAACAAGUGCGGCCCAUACUUCAAGAAAUCCGGAUACCCAGACAUCACCAUCCAAGUGACCGUCAUCAAAAAGACCUGCAGUUCAGCCAACAACGACAAUGUGGACUGGAACGGCAAUGGUAACAACGGAGGCAGCACCGGAGGCAACACCGGAGGCAACACCGGAGGCAACACCGGAGGCAACAACGGAGGCAACAACGGAGGCAACACCGGAGGCAACACUGGAGGCAACACCGGAGGCAACACCGGAGGCAACACUGGAGGCAACACCGGAGGCAACACCGGAGGCAACACUGGAGGCAACACCGGAGGCAACACCGGAGGCAACACUGGAGGCAACACCGGAGGCAACACUGGAGGCAACAACGGAGGCAACACUGGAGGUAGCACUGGAGGCAACACCGGAGGCAACACCGGAGGCAGCACCGGAGGCAACAACGGAGGCAACACCGGAGGCAACACCGGAGGCAACACCGGAGGCAACACCGGAGGCAACACCGGAGGCAACACUGGAGGCAACACCGGAGGCAACACCGGAGGCAACACCGGAGGCAACACCGGAGGCAACACCGGAGGCAACACCGGAGGCAACAACGGAGGAAACACUGGCGUUUCAGUGGGCGUCAAUCUCGGUCUUGGAGGAAUCCUCAACGGAGUGUUCAAGGUUAUCAAUGGCGUCGCCAAAACCGCUCUCACUGCUCUGGAUGCCGUCGUCAGCAUUGUAAUUCGUACCUUGAAGGAUGUCUUCGAUGUCGUUGGAAACUUGAUCCUGGUCCUCCAGGUGACCCUCAACAACUUGGUGUCUGGUCUCGGCUCCCUCUUCGUCCGUCUGGUCGCCUGCAUCAUUAAGAUCGCCGUCUGCGUCCUUGGACUCCCAGGAGACCGCGGAGUGUGUGCCAGAGGCUGGAACGCUCGCUACGGCGUCAACGGAGAACUCUCCACCGGCGCCACCGCAGAAGCCUACAUCAAACUCUUCAGACUCCUCGACGCUAAGGCCGAGCUCGACGGAUACAUCAGAAUCAUUUCUGGAGGCAAAGGAAUUCAGUCUCUAUCUAAGAAGGGCUCCAUCUACAUCGUCCUCAACCAAGUCAAUACUCUUUGCGGUUACAUCACCAACUACAAGCAGAUAUCCAAAGAGACCGUGACCAAAACUUUCCUUAUCAUGACCACCGUAUCUGCUUCCAUCAGUAACUCUCGCAAGUCUAACUCUGGAACCGAAGUUAUCGAAAAUCUUGUCAACAAGUGCGGCCCAUACUUCACGAAAAAUGGAUACCCAGACAUCACCGUCCAAGUGACCGUUAUCAAAAAAACAUGCAAUGGAGCCAAUAACGAUAAUGUAGACUGGAAUGGCAAUGGUAACAACGGAGGUAGCACUGGAGGCAACACAGGAGGCAAUACCGGAGGCAACAACGGAGAUAAUAAGGGUGACAACAACGGAGGAAAUACCGAAGACAACAAGGGUGAUAACAAGGGAGACAACAACGGUGGUAACACCGGAGACAACAAGGGAGACAACAACGGUGGUAACACCGGAGACAACAAGGGAGACAACAACGGUGAUAAUACCGGAGACAACAAGGGUGAUAACAACGGUGAAAACACCGGAGACAACAACAGUGGAAACACCGGAGACAACAAGGAGACAACAACGGUGGAAACACCGGAGAUAACAACGGUGGUAACACCGGGGACAACAAGGGAGACAACAACAGUGGUAACACCGGAGACAACAAGGGAGACAACAACGGUGGUAACACCGAUGACAACAAGGGAGACAACAACAGUGGUAACAACGGAGACAACAAGGAGAUAACAACGGUGGUAACACCGGUGACAACAAGGGAGACAACAACGGUGGUAACACCGGAGACAACAAGGGAGACAACAACGGCGGUAACACCGGGUAUGACAAGGGAGAUAACAACGGUGGUAACACCGGAGAUAACAAGGGAGACAACAACGGUGGUAACAACGGAGACAACAAGGGAGAUAACAACGGUGGUAACACCGGCGACAACAAGGGAGACAACAAUGGUGGUAACACCGAAGACAACAAGGAGACAACAACGGCGGUAACACCGGGGACAACAAGGAGAUAACAACGGUGGAAAUUCCGGAGACAAUAAAGGAGACAACAAGGAGAUAAUAAUGGAGGCAACACUGGAGGCAACACUGGUGUUUCUGUGGGUGUUAAGCUUGAUCUUGGAGGAAUCCUCAACGGAGUCUUCAAAGUCAUUAAUGGCGUCG
Leguminivora glycinivorella is the source of this 5516-nucleotide messenger RNA. RefSeq lists its product as uncharacterized. NCBI's taxonomy places the organism in Eukaryota, Metazoa, Arthropoda, Insecta, Lepidoptera, Tortricidae. The transcript is spliced from 40 exons. The record is from RefSeq and is a predicted model, not a curated record. Bases 346 to 5082 code for a protein of 1578 amino acids.